Elephantulus edwardii (Cape elephant shrew) is the source of this 738-nucleotide messenger RNA. RefSeq names its product granzyme H-like. Bases 1 to 738 code for a protein of 245 amino acids. Gene Ontology annotation, biological process: proteolysis. The record is from RefSeq and is a predicted model, not a curated record. Gene Ontology annotation, cellular component: cytoplasm; intracellular membrane-bounded organelle. Gene Ontology annotation, molecular function: serine-type endopeptidase activity. The transcript has 5 exons. Lineage: Eukaryota; Metazoa; Chordata; Mammalia; Macroscelidea; Macroscelididae.
AUGCAAUUGUUCCUGCUCCUGUCAAUCUUUCUGGUCUCUGGGGCAGAGACAGGGAAGAUCAUCGGGGGACAUGAAGCCAAGCCCCACUCCCGCCCUUAUAUGGCAUUUAUUAAGAAGACAAAGUGUGGUGGCUUCCUGAUCCAAAAGGACUUUGUGCUGACAGCUGCUCACUGUAAUGAAGGUGGUCUAGUUGUCACCCUGGGGGCCCAUGACAUCAAAGAGACGGAAGAUACCCAGCAGCGCAUCCUUGUGAAAAACAGCAUCCCCCACCCAGACUAUAAUAGGAGGUUUUAUUCCAAUGACAUCAUGCUGCUACAGCUGAGUACAGAGGCCAAACUGACAGCAUUUGUGCGCACUCUGCCCCUGCCGAGUAGAAAGGCCCGUGUGAGGCCGGGGCAAGUGUGCAGUGUGGCUGGCUGGGGCCAGACCUCAUUGAAUAAAGGAACAAGCAAGCUGCAUGAGGUGGACCUGAUCAUGCAGGAGGACCAGGAAUGUAAGUGCUUCUACCCCAAGCACUACAACAAUACCUCCCAGUUGUGUGCAGGAGACCCAAAGAAAAAGAUGGCUUCUUUCAAGGGAGACUCUGGAGGUCCCCUCAUAUGCAACAAAGUGGCCCAGGGCAUUGUCUCCUAUGGAAAUAAAGAAGGGAAUCCUCCACGGGUCUUCACCAAAAUCUCAAGUUUCCUGCCCUGGAUAAAGAAAACCAUAAAACGCCUCCAACUGGAAGAGUCACCCUGA